AUGGCACUCAACUCUUCGUGGAAGUGGGAAAAAAAGUUCUGCUGUCACAUGACCUGCAUGAUUUCUUCAGGAAAUGUUUAAUGCAAAAGAAAAUGUGUGAGAGAGGCAGUUUCGUCUGUUGUUUGUGUGGAUGUGCAUUUGUGUGUUGAGAAAAGAGAGGAAUUUCCCCAUCCUAUAAAAUACAGUAAAGAAAACAUCUACAAAGAAUAAAGCACUGAACCUGGACAAAUCUGAUCUGGUCUAACUGAAGUAGUUUGUGACGCUGCAGAACAACAUGACUGAUGAGACGACAAUGGACCCUGACUAUGACUACCCAAAAUAUGAAGCUGAAAUGUGUAACUACGAUGAGCUGGUGAAAUUUCUUACCAUUAUUCCAGUGGUUUUCUCAAUAGUGGUUGUGUUAAGCUGCAUCGGUAACAUCCUCGUUCUGGUCAUCCUGGCGCUCUACGAGAGUCUCAAAUCCCUGACCAACAUCUUCAUCCUCAAUUUAACGCUAUCAAAUCUGCUGUUCACGUUUGGACUUCCAUUCUGGGCCUCGUACUACAUCUGGGGUUGGAUGUUUGGAGAGAUUGGCUGUAAAGCGGUGACGUUUCUGUUCGAUGUUGGCCUUUAUAGCAGUGUGUUGUUCUUGACUCUCAUGACCGUUCAGCGUUACAUGGCAGUGGUUCAUCCUCUGUCUGACUGGGAGAAAUGCAGAGGAUUUUCUGCCGCUCCAAUCAUCAUUUGGAUCCUGAGUGGAGCGGUUUCACUGCCCAAUUCACUUAAUAGCAAAGUUACACAUUAUUUUAAUAAUACAUACUGUGAAUAUGACAGUGUUAAAGUGAAAUCUGGUAUAGUUUAUUUUCAAAAUGCUUUUUUCUUCAUUGCAUUUCUAAUCAUGGGUUUUUGCUGUGGCAGAAUGCUUUGGUCCAUAACAAAAUCACAGACCAAUGAGAAAAACAAGACUGUUAGACUAACAUUUGUUAUUGCACUGGUGUUUUUUAUUGGUUGGGCUCCAUAUAACAUUGUUAUGUUCUUAAUUACUUUGACUGACUUCACAGACUGUAGAGUAAGCAUUAGAGUCUACUAUGCAUAUGUUAUUUGCCGAAUGUUAGCUUUCUCUCACUGUUGCUUGAACCCUCUGUUUUACGUUUUUGUAGAUGUAAAGUUCAGGAAUCAUCUAAAAAUGAUUCUGCAGAAGAUCUUUAAAAAAUAAUAAUAGUAAAACUCAAUCAAGCCAGAUUGGGACAAAAAAUGUUCAAUGAGAAAAUGAACCAACGAUGAGUUUUAAGAUACAGUGUGAAUGAUGUACAUAGAGAUUCUGUUUAGCUAGUGCUGAUUAUUUGAAAAUUCAUCAAGCACAGCAGAUAUAAUUACAAUCGUUUGAAAACUUUUACAAUCGUUUUAAAAAGCUUCUGCUGAUAUAAUUACAAUUAUUUAAUAUGGAUGAUUAAAAUUUUGAAAAUGCUGCCACUGUGCAGGAAAAUUCCUCUCUCUAAUUUACACAUUUCAAUUUAAUUCACAUUUGCUUGUAUAGCGCUUUUCACAAUACAUAUUGUUUCAAAGCAGUUUUACAGAAAAUGCAUGUUUCUUCAAUUUCGAGUGAUCUGUUAUCAGAGGUGAUGGUGUCCAAGUAAUGUCCAUACUUCAGAAAUGUACAAUUAUAAUAUAUUACAAAUCAUGCAGUUACCUAACAUCAUGUGUUCAUUUAGGCAGAAACAAUGAGCUCAUUAAAGCAAUUAUUACAUAUAUAAGUUGUGAUCAUAAUUAUCACAAUAUAUAGAAAUUUGUCAGUUGUGUAUGUUGAUUCAGAGUCUCUCUAUCAAGCAGCAAAAGCAUUCAGAGAAAAUCAUGUUAUAAAUUCUAACCGUUCUUCUUCUUCCUUUUUCUGGGUGUUUGUAACUUCAGCCCUCAAGUUGUGGAAUUCACUUUCAUUCUCUGUCAGAUUGUAUGAGUGUGACUUGCUGAUUUUCAGGUGCUUUUUGUUUUUUUCUCUCUCUUUUGCUUUUUUUUUUAAGUAAGCGACAAAUGUUCAAGUGCUGUCAUUGAUAUUUUCAUAUGAAAUUAAAAUAUAUUUAUACCUUC
This is a messenger RNA of Megalobrama amblycephala (Wuchang bream), 2064 nucleotides long. RefSeq names its product chemokine XC receptor 1-like. The record is from RefSeq and is a predicted model, not a curated record. Gene Ontology annotation, biological process: immune response; G protein-coupled receptor signaling pathway; chemotaxis. Gene Ontology annotation, cellular component: membrane. The transcript has 3 exons. The coding region runs from base 275 to 1195 and encodes 306 amino acids. NCBI's taxonomy places the organism in Eukaryota, Metazoa, Chordata, Actinopteri, Cypriniformes, Xenocyprididae. Gene Ontology annotation, molecular function: chemokine receptor activity.